Molecule: messenger RNA, 3632 nt
Organism: Fomitiporia mediterranea MF3/22
Lineage: Eukaryota; Fungi; Basidiomycota; Agaricomycetes; Hymenochaetales; Hymenochaetaceae
Product: P-loop containing nucleoside triphosphate hydrolase protein
Exons: 21
Coding region: 304-3564 (1086 amino acids)
Biological process (GO): double-strand break repair via homologous recombination
Cellular component (GO): Smc5-Smc6 complex
Molecular function (GO): ATP binding; ATP hydrolysis activity
Source: RefSeq, a predicted model, not a curated record
CGCAGACCGGACACGGAGUCCGACAAGUCAUCGCAAAGCAUAGUUGAAGGACGCUCUAAAUCGAGGAAGCAGAACGGCGGAGCCGAUGGAUAUGAUGAAGACGUUGGUGAUAAUCAGAGCGACGAGAAAGAAGAGGACGAAUUGGAGGACGAUGAGGAAUUGGUGAAUGGCGCGCGAGAGGAUGCGGAGGACGAACUUGACGAGAAUGAUGAGGAUGAAGAAGAUGCUGCCGGCACACCGAAGGGCAGGAAACGCGCUCGUGUAAAUGGCGAAGGCGACUCUCAUAUACUUAAAGAGGAGCAAAUGAGAAUAAGGCGACGUCCCACCAUUCUCGCCCGGGAUAAAGAUGGUUACGUCCCUGGCUCAAUCCAACGCGUCAAACUGCAUAACUUCCUUACAUAUGACGACGUCGAAUUCCGUCCGGGUCCGUAUCUUAACAUGGUCCUUGGACCCAAUGGGACUGGCAAAUCAUCGAUCGCUUGUGCUCUUUGUCUUGGGCUCAACUGGCCUCCAAGUGUACUGGGCCGGGCAUCGAAGCUUGGAAGUUUCGUCAAGUUAGGCAAAUCCGAUGGUUUCAUCGAGAUAGAGCUGAAAGGCCCAAUCGGAGAGCAUAAUCUCGUAAUACGUCGCAAUUUAACUUCUGGGAUGACAUCCCAGCAGGCUUUCACGCUGAACGGGACCCAAACUCCUGGAAAGGAGAUCAGUGCGCGUGUUGAGGGCUUAGGUAUCCAGAUCAACAACUUAUGUUCCUUCUUGCCGCAAGACAAAGUGGCUGAAUUCGCGCAGAUGUCACCGCAGCAAUUAUUGCGUGCGACUCAGAAGGCUGCAGGCGACGGACAAUUGCUCAAAUGGCACGACUCCUUGAUUGAAUUGGGGCAAGAACUCAAAGAUGUAUCCUCGAAAUGCGCGAUUGAACGUAGAGAAGUCGAAACUCUGGAGCAGCGGAACGCAACCCUAGAAAGAGAGGUGUCAGCGUAUAAGAAUCGUCGAAGGAUUGAGAGGGAAAUCGAAUUAUUGGAGCUCAUCCUUCCUUUCAAAGAGUACCUCAAUGCAAGGAAUGACUACGAUACUCUGAAGAAGAGGCGAGCGGAGCUGCAUGAAAAGGCUCUCAACCUGAAGAAAAGGAGCCAGCCUGUACAUGACUAUAAAGGCAAACUCGCAAAGAACAAAGAGAAGGCCGAUGCAGAAAGGGAGGGGUGUAGGACUAAAGCAAAGAAAAAGUUUGAAGCCCAAAAGCCUCUCUGGAAGAAGAGCGAAGAUCUCUCAGCCGAAAGUGACAAGAUAGCUGAUGAUCUCACUGCCUUAAAGAAUCAAGAGAAGAAACGUCGAACUGCCAUUCAGACUCUGAAGAACGAUAUUCAUAAGCUAGAGCAUGAAAUCGCUCAUCCUCCCGAGACAGAGGACAUGGAGACAAUCAAUGCUGACUUUAGGGCAAAUCAGCAAGAACUCAAUACGGCUGAAAUGGAGAAACAUGAGAUGGAGGGUGAGAUUCGACCCUUCGUAGACGAGUCUGCACAGCAGGAUAUUGCCGUAAGAAGAGCAACGGAAGCGCUUCUGAGGUUAGACAGUGCAUCUCAUCGGAAACUCGAAGCAUUUCGAAACUGGGAUCGCGCUGCCGGAGACGUCGUUGCUUGGCUACGACAGAACAAGCAUCAGUUCAAGAAGGAAGUCAUUGAGCCAGCAGCGCUUUCUGUUGAUGUCAAGGAUGGAAGAUAUGCUUCUGCCGUGGAGUCUGCUUUUAGUGCCAUGCAGCUGAAGACGUUCGUCUUCCUUUGUGACGAAGACCACAGGAAAUUCAACCGCUUGAUCAUCGACACGAACGAGGGCAUGGGUAGGCGAUGCAAGGUUGCCACUUGGUAUAGGCCCGAAAGACAGGAAACUGUGGUGCCACCACCCAUGUCUCGAGAAGAGCUUAAACAGCAAGGCUUCGACGCAUACGGCCUCGACCUGGUGACAUAUCCGGAAGGCAUGCGCUGGUUCCUCUUGGAUGAAAUCAAGCUACAUCGUUUUGCGAUCGGAUUGAAUAGUUCAAGAAUAGAUAUGCAAAGCGCCAUGGAAAUGGUGACUCGUAACCUACCAAACGGCAGACCUGGAUCUGGCAGCUUCGUCAUAGGCAACGUGCUUUCCAUGGUAUCGCGAUCGCGAUACGGUCAACGGAAACCGUUCAAUAACACGCGUGACAUCCAACCUGCGAAGUCCUUCAGGAGUGCACCCGUUGAUCAAGAGAGAAAGCGAGCUAUAGAAGUGCAAAUCAGGGAAGCGCAAACAUUGAAGGAGGAAGCUGAGAGUAAAAUUUCGGAGCUCAACCAGAAGAUCAAGGACAAGGACACUCGUGUCCAAGCCAUUCUUUCAGAGAAGAUGGAAAUCGAGAAACGGAGAAAAGCGGUUCUUGAUAUACAGCGUAGGCUGCAGACGAUGAAGCUCAGGCUUGAUGAUAAACGCAGAGCAUUGCAAAAAGAAGAAAACGCGCCUUCGCUUGAAGAGAAGCGAGCAACCUUGCGCAAGAAAGGCUUUGACUAUGCCAAACAACGAUUAACUAUCGCAAGGCAGUUGAAGGAACUCACUAUGUCGUCAUUGGAAGACAGCCACACGGCAGCACUUGCCGGACUUCGAUUCUUGCAGAUUGGUGCAAACAUCGAUGCGUUGGAACAGUUGAUCAAGACGCAUGAUACCCAGUACGAAAAGGCAAUGCAAGAUUACAAUACGAUUGAUCAGGAGUAUAAUGAAAUGAAGGCUAUCACAAAGGCUAAACUCAUGGCUAGCAAAAAGAAACUUGAGGAAAUCGAUGACGAGCUCCGACAGACGUUCAUGGAGAAGGACGAGAGCGGCGAAGUCCAACGAAUGAGUGUUGAAGACAUUGAACAAGACCUUGCCAAUCUGAGAGCACAGCUCGAACUCAACCUAGCGACGAACGCUGGAGUCAUCGAGACGUACGAAAGGCGACAGCGCGAGAUCGAACAAAGGACCCGCAUUCUUGAGAACAAAGAGAAGAGGAGGUCAGAUCUAGAGCGUAAGCUUCAAAAGACGAGGGGGAAGUGGUUACCUGCACUCCAGGAGCUCGUCAAUAACAUCAACGAGAAAUUCUCUGCUGCUUUUGACCGUGUCAACUGUGCCGGAGAAAUUAGGAUUGCCGAACAUCCUGAUGACUACACGCAAUGGGCGAUUGAUAUUCUCGUCAAGUUCCGAAACAGUGAGAACUUGCAACUUUUGACUGGACAGAGGCAAUCUGGGGGAGAACGAGCGCUUACGACGAUCAUGUAUCUCAUGAGUCUUACGGAACUCGCACGAGCGCCAUUCUCGUUGGUAGACGAGAUCAACCAGGGAAUGGAUGCACAAUACGAACGCGCCGUACACAACUCACUCGUCGAAGUGACAUGUCAACCCGAUAGCGGACAAUACUUCCUUAUCACUCCAAAGUUGCUGACAGACCUCAAGUACCAUGAGCGCAUGAAGGUGUUAUGCGUGAGCAACGGCGAGUGGUUGCCAGACGAACAACUCGAUGGGAACAUGAUGCGCAUGAUUGAUUCGUUCGUCGCGCAUCGUGAUCGUGUACGUGCCCGAUAGGACUGGUCGACGUAUUUGUUGGCAAAGUGUAAUUUUCUGUGAUUUGGAAGUAUAUAUUUUGAGAAUGG